This is a messenger RNA of Kogia breviceps (pygmy sperm whale), 2283 nucleotides long. NCBI's taxonomy places the organism in Eukaryota, Metazoa, Chordata, Mammalia, Artiodactyla, Physeteridae. The record is from RefSeq and is a predicted model, not a curated record.
UGCCCGGCAGCCGCUGGGUCCUAGGCUCAGAAGGAUUACAUCGGGGGAUGCGCCGCGGGUCCGGAGGAGCCGCCCCAGAGUGGUCAGAGAAGCCUUUGGAGCAACACUUCUCUGAAAAACCUUGGACCUCUAAAGAAUGCUUAGCAACAAGUUCAAUACAUGCAGCUCACCUUAGGAGCGGGGGAGGGGGGGGGGAACGAUAGCAGAAUUAUCUCACUUUCGUAACAGGUAUUACUUUAGUUCAUUUAAUCCACACAGCUCUAAGAGGUAGAGGUAUUAUUUGCUUAUUUGCACUUUACAAUUGAGGAAAUUGAGAUUUAGAGAAGUGAACUGCCCAAAUCUAGUUGGCUAGUAAAUAAUGGAUCCCCACUCAAGCCAUAUCACUUCCAGAGCCCAAACUUCCAGCCAAGAUUAGCACUGAAAGUGGUAACUCAGACUCUGAGUUGUGUGUAUUUUAACACAAGCUUCAGCAGAUGACAUUGUGGUUAAGAGAGCUGGAUUUGGGCGUGGUGGGGGGGCAGGCGGAGCAAGAUGGCAGAGUAGGAAGACCUUAAGCACAGCUGCUCCCACAGGCACCAGAGAGCUGGAUUUACAGCUAACUAGGAGUCGUUAGACUUCAGGGGAGGUACUUGAUCUCUCUGAGCUGCAAUCAUACCCCUAUGUAACAUGGGGAUGAUAUUAGUACUUAUGCCUCAUAGGGUUAUGAGAGAUAAUACAUAAAAAGCAGUUAGAAUAGUGUCUGACACUUAGUAAACAAUAAAUAUAAACUAUGCUAGAAACACCAAACUCUAAACCAAAGUCUAAAUAUCCAACAAGUACAAAAUACAGUUUAGCAACCAUAGCUUUUCUAGAGUAUUGACAAAUUCUAAACCCCAAUAUCCAUUAAGACUUUAUUACAUGUACCACAGAAUCUCCACCACUGUGUGCUACCAUUGUAUUAUUACAUUCUAAUUAUUGUUCAUUAGUAAGGGGGAAAUAGUUCUGGAAUUGUACCUUUUAGUCCACCCACCUACACCAUCAAUAAGGUGGAUUUUUCCUCUGCCAUUUAUUCUGGAAUUUAUUCAAUAAAUAUAUUUUUUCAGACCUUUAUAAGAUCACUACUCCUGGAAUUUAUGGAUAACAAAUGAAUAACAAGAUCAUUUAAAUUUUACAUAGGAAGUCAGUAGACACAGGAAAAUACUCAAGAGACUGGUCUUUUCUCCAAGCUUCUUCAUCCUCAAUUCUUUGACCAUAAAGAAAAAUUAAUGUUAUGUUAAUGUGUUACGUGAAUCAGCAGGAUAAUGGUAAAAUGUUCAUUGGAGGCUUGAGCUGGGAUACAAGCAAGAAAGAUCUGACUGAAUAUUUGUCUCAAUUUGGGGAGGUUGUAGACUGCACAAUUAAAACAGAUCCAGUCACUGGAAGAUCAAGAGGAUUUGGAUUUGUGCAUUUCAAAGAUGCUGCUAGUGUUGAUAAGGUUUUGGAACUGAAAGAACACAAGCUGGAUGGCAAAUUGAUAGACCCUAAAAGGGCCAAAGCUUGGAAGGAACCCCCCAAAAAGGUUUUUGUGGGUGGAUUGAGCCCAGAUACUUCGGAAGAACAAAUUAAAGAAUAUUUUGGAGCCUUUGGAGAGAUUGAAAAUAUUGAACUUCCCAUGGACACAAAAACAAAUGAAAGAAGAGGAUUUUGUUUUAUUACAUAUAAAGACAGAGAGCCAGUAAAUAAAUUGGUAGAAAGCAGAUAUCAUCAAAUUGGUUCUGGGAAGUGUGAAAUCAAAGUUGCACAACCCAAAGAGGUAUAUAGGCAGCAACAGCAACAACAAAAAGGAGGAAGAGGUGCUGCAGCUGGUGGACAAGGAGGUACUAGGGGUCGUGGCCAAGGUCAGGGCCAAAACUGGAACCAAGGACUUAAUAACUAUUAUGAUCAAGGAUAUGGAAAUUACAAUAGUGCUUAUGGUGGUGAUCAAAACUAUAGUGGAUAUGGCGGCUAUGGUUAUACUGGGUGUAACAAUGGAACUAUGGAUAUGGACGGAUAUGCAGACUACAGUGGCCAACAGAGCACUUAUGGCAAGGCAUCUCGAGGGGGUGGCAAUCACCAAAAUAAUUACCAGCCAUAUUAAAAAGGGACGUUGGAGAAGACAGGAAGAGAUUGCUAAAGCAACCCAUCUUGCAAGGACAACAUUGAAGUUUGGUCUUCUGUUGAUCUAAGAUGAUUAUUUUGUAAAAGACUUUCUAGUGUACAAGACACAACUGUGCACAACUGUAUGUAGCCGCCAAUUUGUUUUCUCUGUUUUUACUUUGUCUUUUG